AGCUCCCGAGGGCGAGACGACUGCUUCUCCCUUCGUACAAGAUUGAAAUCCUGUUAUUGUUGAAGCUUCUAUGGACACUCCCAUUGAUUGACUAUGUUGUUUAAAAAGAAAGAUUUUUUUAUUUUGGCAAGAUACAAAGGAUUGACAUGUUGCAGGUGUGGGAUGAAAUCUUCCAUAAGGCCAUAGCCGACAUGACAAUGUGAGAGGGCAUAUGAUAAGGGGACCAUGGAGAGUGAACGUCAGCUUCCAUUACUUUAUAUUGGAUAUCUGUUAUUAGAGGCCAGAAGGCACCGCUUUUAAAAACCAGCAAUUGGCGGUUUGUACCAAAUUUUUCAUUUUUUCUGAGACUUCUCUUGGAAGCCUCGUGAGACUUUUGAGUUUGGCUUAAGAGUUACAGAGAGAAAUCCAUACGAUACGACCUCUCUGUUCCUCUUAAUUGCAUCCUAGGCAGCGAAAGAGAGAAGUAGAAGAUUGAAAAAAUGACAAUCGAGAUGCCCAAAGGCCUCCCUUUCUCUGUGGAUACUUGGAGCCCUUCUUCAAGGAGGAAGAGAUACCAUUUCCUCACUCACGCCCACAAAGACCACUGCACUGGAAUCUCUCUAUACUCUUCAUACCCAAUUUACGCUACCCACCUUACGAAAACUCUGAUCCUUCAAUUAUUCCCUCAGGUAGAGGAUUCGUUAUUUGUUGGAAUUGAGGUUGGCGAGUCGUUGGUUAUUGAUGACCCUGAUGGAGCUUUCACUGUUACGGCUUUCAAUGCCAAUCACUGCCCUGGAGCUGUUAUGUUCUUGUUUGAAGGGCACUUUGGAAAUAUACUGCACACUGGAGAUUGUAGACUUACUUCUGAAUACCUGCAAAGCUUGCCAGAAAAAUAUAUUGGCAAGAAAGGAAGAGAGCCUAGGUGCCCUCUCGAUUAUGUUUUCUUAGAUUGCACAUUUGGGAAAUUCUCUCGGAAGAUUCCAAGCAAGAAUGCAGCGAUUCAACAGGUGAUUAAUUGCAUAUGGAAACACCCAAAUGCUCCCAUUGUCUACCUAGCCUGCGAUCUUCUUGGGCAGGAAGAAAUACUUGUGGAAGUGUCCAGAACAUUUGGGUCCAAGAUAUAUGUCAACAAAGAUACAAAUGCAGAAUGUCUCCAGGCUCUAAAACUCGUAGCUCCAGACAUCCUGUCUCAAGAUGCAUCUUCUCGCUUCCAGGUGUUUGAAGGAUUUCCUAAACUGUAUGACAGAGCGAAAGCAACAUUCAUGGAGGCCCAAGCUAAUUUUCAGCCUGAGCCUCUGAUAAUCCGUCCCUCUUCACAGUGGUAUGCAUGCGAAGUUGAGCAUUUGGAAGUCAAAAGGCAAAAAAGAAAACAGAGUUUUGUAGAAGCAGAAAAGGAUUCAUUUGGUGUUUGGCAUGUUUGCUAUUCAAUUCACUCAUCCCAGGAAGAAUUGGAGUGGUCCUUGCAACUUCUGCAACCUAGGAGGGUUGUCUCGACAACCCCCAGUUGUCGCGCAAUGGAACUGGAUUAUGUUAAGAAACAGUGUGUGGGUGCUACAGUAUCUUCAGAUGACCAUAUAUGGAAGCUUCUGGACAUUGACAUGGAAGCAGGAAUUUCCUUCCCACAAACUCCUCCAAUUUCUUUAGUCCCAAUUGAAGAAGACUCUGCAAUUCAUGUCAUAGAAACUAACCAGUUGCAGCAAAGAAAUCCAUCUAGCAACUGGGCAGAACUUCGGUUGAAUUUGUCCCCCCCAAGCAAAAAACCACCCCUGACAUUGUUUGGAAGAGCAAGGCUUGGUUCUCAAGAUUUUAGUCUUUUGAACAAAGAAGAGAAAAGAGUGUCCACUGAGUUCAACCCUCCACCUAUUGUUGCCAAUGAAAGAGGACAAGAAUCAUCACUGGCGGGGGUUGGUUCUGUUGAAGUACAAUGUGAGAAAAUAGAGGAGAGUGAUACGGUGGGAAAUAACGGUUCUCAUUCAAGCAUUGGUUCCUCAGAUUGCUUGGCUGCAGGCUUGAGGAGACUCUACAGAUCCAUGAAUGUUCCAGUGCCCCAGCCUCUUCCUUCAUUAGUAGAGCUUAUGAAUGCCACCAAAAGAGCCAAGAGGAGGAUCCAGCUUUAAUCUAACCCCAUUUAACUGAUAAUGGGAUGUGUUGUCAUCAUGUGCAGCUAAAUGGGAUCUAUUGUCAUUGUGUGCAAUAAAACUUGAGCAGAAGGAAGCCAUCGUCAUAGAUGAAACCUGCAGAAUGUAUGACAGGUAUUGAACUAAGAGCUUGGUUUCAUGGCAGGAUGAAGACUGAUCAGAUGAGCACUACCUUGAUUGGUUUUUUAUUCUACACCAGCUUGCUUCUAUGUAUUGAACAUUAUCUGGCACUGCAGAUGUGAGCUGGGUGGUGGUUAAUUACCAGUGUAUAUACAUGAGUAGCUGUUUCAAAUCGGAUGGCUAAGAAAAUUCAAGUAGAAUCCGACCUGUUUAUCAAUUGGGUUAGAUAUGCCAACCUGAAACCCCUGCCAGGAUAUGAAGCAGGGUAUGCUGGCUAGUUUGGUUGUGCAUUGGUAUCCCUAGUUCAACAUUAACCCCAAUACUUGGACUUUUCAAUUCAGGUGUCAAAUUGAUGUUAAAGCAUAAGUUAAUAUUAGUAAUUGAUAACAUUCUUUAACCUUUUCAUUGAUGUAAUAAUUCAAGACACAUUCCAAUUCUUCUUGUACCUGUGCCUGGUUUUUCUGUCAGUUGGCUUAGUUCGGUGCUUGUAGGUAGAGUUUUCCUCAUCUGUUUUUCAAAUUAUUGUAACAGUCAAUCUGAAGUGUGGGACACAAUCUUCUCAUUUAUGUAUAUUAUCCAUAAUCAGGUAACAUGGUGACACUAUCUUAAUCAAAAUCUACUUCCUUAA
This is a messenger RNA of Macadamia integrifolia, 2865 nucleotides long. RefSeq names its product 5' exonuclease Apollo. Gene Ontology annotation, biological process: interstrand cross-link repair; protection from non-homologous end joining at telomere; double-strand break repair via nonhomologous end joining. NCBI's taxonomy places the organism in Eukaryota, Viridiplantae, Streptophyta, Magnoliopsida, Proteales, Proteaceae. Gene Ontology annotation, molecular function: 5'-3' DNA exonuclease activity; damaged DNA binding. The coding region runs from base 480 to 2096 and encodes 538 amino acids. The record is from RefSeq and is a predicted model, not a curated record. The transcript has 4 exons.